This is a messenger RNA of Carassius gibelio (silver crucian carp), 1558 nucleotides long. RefSeq names its product alpha-enolase-like. Gene Ontology annotation, cellular component: phosphopyruvate hydratase complex. The transcript is spliced from 9 exons. Gene Ontology annotation, biological process: glycolytic process. Gene Ontology annotation, molecular function: phosphopyruvate hydratase activity; magnesium ion binding. Bases 35 to 1066 code for a protein of 343 amino acids. Lineage: Eukaryota; Metazoa; Chordata; Actinopteri; Cypriniformes; Cyprinidae. The record is from RefSeq and is a predicted model, not a curated record.
UGGGCGAGUUUCUUCUGAGAGUGAGCACAGAAACAUGUCUAUCCUGAAGAUACAUGCCCAUGAGAUUUUUGAUUCUAGGGGCAACCCCACUGUCGGGGUGGACCUCUACACAGAGAAUGGUCUGUUUCAAGCUGCUGUCCCUAGUGGAGCGUCUACUGGAAUCUAUGAAGCAUUGGAGCUGAGAGACAAUGAUAAGUCACGUUACCUAGGCAAAGGUGUAUCAAAGGCUGUCGAGCAUGUGAACCAAACUAUUGCUCCUGCCCUGAUCAGCCAGGGAAUUCCUGUACUUGAGCAAGAAAAGAUUGACCAGUUCAUGCUGGAACUGGACGGAACUGAUAACAAGUCUAAAUUUGGAGCUAAUGCCAUCCUGGGUGUGUCCCUGGCUGUGUGUAAGGCAGGAGCUACAGAGAAAGGUGUUCCUCUGUAUCGUCACAUUGCUGACCUUGCUGGAAACCCAGAGGUCAUCUUGCCUGUCCCGACUUUUAAUGUGAUCAAUGGUGGCUCACAUGCUGGCAAUAAGUUGGCAAUGCAGGAAUUCAUGAUUCUGCCUGUCGGGGCCAGUAGCUUUAAGGAAGCCAUGCACAUUGGUGCAGAGGUGUACCACAAUCUAAAGAAUGCUAUUAAGGAGAAAUAUGGAAAGGAUGCCACGAACGUUGGGGAUGAGGGAGGAUUUGCACCAAACAUCCUGGAGAACCAAGAAGCCCUAGAGCUGUUAAAAGUAAAGCUGGAUACACAGAUGAGAUUGGUGAUUGGCAUGGAUGUGGCGGCAUCUGAAUUCUAUGGUGAUGGAAAGUAUGACUUAGACUUCAAGUCUCCUGAUGACCCCAACGGUACAUCAGCCCCGAUGAGCUUGCUGACCUUUACAAAAGUUUCAUUCAGGAUUAUCCUGGACCCCUUUGAUCAAGAUGAUUGGGAGGCCUGGACCUAUUUUACCAACAGCACAGACAUACAGGUGCUGGGAGAUGAUCUUACUGUCACCAACCCCAAACGCAUUGCUAACGCAGUGGAAAACAAGGCUUGCAACUGCCUGUUGCUCAAAGUCAAACAGAUCGGAAAGUGUUACUGAAUCUCUGCAGGCUCAAAUGCUUGAUAUUACAUAUAAAUGAAGAAUAACAAUUUGCCCAUAUAUUUUUUCAGUGAUUUUUGGUUAUAAACAUAGAGGCAUAAAUAAGGAAAUGUGUUUCACUUUUUCUGCAUACCUGCUUGUUUUCUUCAUGCACAGAAUUGAAGAGGAACUGGGGGAUAAAGCUCAGUUUGCUGGGAAAAACUUCAGAAAUCCACUGAACUGAGACCACAAAAGUAAAGUUUGAACUACUUACCAUCCUACAGUAAAUGGACUAAUAGUUCAGUUCAAGAUGUGGCAAUACCAACAGGAAGUAGCAGUCAUAUUUGCUAUGACUGAAGAUUAGGAGGAUACAGGGACCAUAUCAUCAAGCAUACAGAUAAAAAGCAUCAUAAACUUUGUGAUUGUGACCAUUUGGAUGAGUUUUACAUGUAGUUGAGUGAUAAUGAAUGUAUUGCAAAAAAAAAUAAAAAUAAAAAGCAAACCUGCUGCAUA